CAUUUACCUGGAUAUAAAAAAGAAAUAAUUGCUUGAAUUACUCAUCUAUUUCAAAUAUUUGAAGAAAUAAUUGAAAAUAUAACAAAAAAUUUUGCCAUGGAUAGUUUUACGGAAUUAUGAAACACUUACUGGAAAAUUAGUUCCAACUUAAAGAAGAAAAAUCGUGAAAUAGCAGAUAAAAAAGUGAAAACAACAAAAAGAUCGCGAAAAACAUAAAAAGUGCAGUCAUGAAAUCAAUGGUACUUCAUUGGUCAAUCUUCACGCUGUCAACACAACUAAUUCUUUGUGCAUCGAUUUAUUCAAACAUCGACACAAUACCAUUAAAUGAUCGAUUACUGACACCCACAAGAAAUGAGAUAUUUUGUAAUAGUCAGGAACAAGACAAAUUUCUCCCGGAUCGUGGACCUGAAUCAACUUUACUUAUGGAUUUAGAUCCGGGAAAAUCAAUGAGCUCAUGCAAGCGAUUUUUCACUGCCCCAGACUCAACUGGAUUGUUCAUCCGCUUAAUUAGAUUGAAUAACUCCGCACAUGAUGCAAUUAGGAACUUCAGACGACACAACAUCACAGAAUAUUGUCCAAUAAGUAUUACUCCUUUGGGAGAUGAACAUCAAUCACCGUGGCGUUUCGAUCCUUGUCAGAUGGAGGCGAAUGAUGAGCCAACGAAAAUUCUACAGGGUCGUGUAAAGAUUCUUUGGGUUCAUGGAUCAAAUCAUCCAAAUUACAAACUAAGCGUCACUGUAGUGUCAAAAAAUGACGCUUGUAGAGAUAGAAGCAAACACGCUUGUCUGAAAUUUGGUGAUGAGCCAUUGCUGUGCAUAUCUGACGACUUAAUAUGUGAUGGUAUAAGACAAUGUCCAACUGGGAGUGGAAUGCUUGACGAUGAAGACGUACAAAUGUGCAGACAACAUCGAUUUGAUGACCAAGACUUGAGAAAUAAUAACUUUCAAAAAUCUUCAAUUUGGCAACAUUUGACACUUGGAAUUUUUCAAAACAUUUUCGGUUCAAUUGAGUCGACAUCAGCAAUGGCAGCUUUAAAUCCAUUGCCAUCACAUCCAGACACAGACGUUCGUCCAACUCUUGCUACUCAUUUGUACAAUGAUCUCAGAAAUGUGGAAAUGAAUGAACGAGUAAACAUAAAUAAUCAGCAGCCGAAAAUAAGGAAUCCUGAACCUCCUGAGAUGAGGUUCAUUAAGACACCACGUAGAAAUACGAGUAAAAAUAGUUUAUCACGUUAUGGUUCAUGGGGAUAUAUGAUGCUUGGAAUGCUGAUGUGUUCAGUUGUCUUACUUAUGUGCGGUAUUUGGGAAUGCAUUCGAAGAGUUCAGAAGAAUGACGUACUUGAACAGUUCAAUAACAAUGGAGAACCCAUGGAGACAAUGUCAACAGAGAGAGAUGAAGACAAUAAUUGUCCACAAUAUGAUCCACCCCCGCCUUAUUCUUCUCUCUUUCCUUUAGCGAAAGAUUUUUGUACGUCGACAAGUAAUUCAGAUAAUUCUGCUCCACCUUCGAUUUAUUUCACUGCUUCAUCGGCAGCUUUCUUACCAUCAGCUCCUUCAUCACCAAAUUCAAUAGAAGCUCAAUCUCAACUACCUCAGAACAGUCAGAGUCGAAGAACUUUAAGAGUAAGUUCAGACAAUUCAUCUUCAAGUCCAGCAUAAUUCAAGAAGCUUUAAACCAUACAACACUUACCAAAACUUGACUGAUUUAUUUAGUAAAAAUUUAAGAUGAAGAUAAAAACUUAGAAUUGUAAUUAUUCGACUUACUUAUGAUCGACGGUGUGAAAGAAUUGAAAGAGAAAAUGAAAUCAGCAGACAGAAAUGCUGUAACCAAAACUGUUGAUUGUGAUAUAUUUAGUUUAAUUAACUUUUUUCUGUAAUGAUUCGAAUCAAAUUAGGACGCGACAAUAAA
Molecule: messenger RNA, 1908 nt
Organism: Clunio marinus
Lineage: Eukaryota; Metazoa; Arthropoda; Insecta; Diptera; Chironomidae
Source: the annotation of a GenBank genome assembly